Messenger RNA from Carassius auratus (goldfish), 561 nucleotides. Its product is annotated as sushi, nidogen and EGF-like domain-containing protein 1. Gene Ontology annotation, biological process: cell-matrix adhesion. The record is from RefSeq and is a predicted model, not a curated record. NCBI's taxonomy places the organism in Eukaryota, Metazoa, Chordata, Actinopteri, Cypriniformes, Cyprinidae. The annotation marks the transcript as partial. The transcript is spliced from 5 exons.
CGCACAUACCAGCAGAUUUAUGUUAAUAAUAAUGGACACCUCACAUUCAACCAGCCUUCAUCACAAUUUGUCCCCUACUCAUUCCCUGCUAGAGGAAGUCAAGAUGUAAUUGCUGGUCUCUGGACAAACCUUGACAACAGUGCGAGAGGUGUAGUUUCAUAUCAUCAGUACACCAGCGGAAAUGUCCUCACACGUGCCACUCAGGAUAUAAACACACAGUUCCCAAAUCUGAACUUCAUUGCUUCUUGGGUCUUAGUUGCAACGUGGAAUAAAGUUGCUUACUUCAACUUAAUCAACACAGAAACAUCGUUUCAAGUGGUUUUAAUUUCAGGUGGUAAUUUUUCAUUUAUUCUGAUGAAUUAUGGUGACAUUGCUGUGACAGGACAUCCAGUGCAGGCUGGUUAUGACACGAUAAACUCCACACACUACUUUGUGAUUCCUGGAUCAAUCAAUGGCAGCUUCAUCUCAAACCUCAGGAACUCCAGUAAUGUUGAUGUUCCCGGUCGAUGGGUCUUCAGGGUGGACGGUGGACUAGGAAACAUGUUUGUAUGGUUAGUGUGA